AUGGCAACAUCCCAGCUGGGCGAACAUCGCCAUAUGCGCAACGGCAGUCUAAACAUCCCAUCACAGCAGAGCCGCCACGGCGGCGUCGUGGCGCCCAUGCCCGGACCAGGCCAUCGCUUUGACGGGCCUCGGAGCCCGCCCAGCGUCGGCGCCGACGGAGAUGCCGCCAUCGCCGCCUGCCGCCAACCGUUUCUACGCCUGUCCCAUACCGCCGUGAUCGCUGACUUUUGGGCUUGUGCCUGCCCCUACCACCGCCGACAGAUACCUCUCAUGUUCCCUGCAAAUUCUAUCGCCAGGGAGCCUGCCAAGCGGGAAAUGCCUGUCCCUUCAGCCACGAUCUCAACGCGGCAUCUGAAACUAUCUGCAAGUACUUUGCAAAGGUGCGUGGUUGACGAGUUUGAGGCCGUCCUUCGCCGUGGGCUCGUCAUGAGUACAUGGAUUAAGGCAUCGGGCAACUGCAAAUUUGGCCCAAAAUGUGCCAACGUCCAUGUGCUCCCCGACGGCCGCCGUGUCAACUAUAGCAAGAACGGUGUGACGAUAGGACCGCCCCCCGUGCCUCUAGGCGUCCGGGUCAGCCCGCUGGCCUACCACCAGCCGUCGAACAGCGCGCUUACCAACUCCUUUUUGCGAGCCGAUGCCAUCCCCACGUACCACCCCCCACCCCCUCCUCCGCCCGCGGCCACGUACGGCUUGCAGGACGAUCGUUUUGGCUCUCAGCUCGGCCCUCAGCCGGGUGCAGAUAAUAAUGUCCCUACAAUCGACACAACCUUCACUUCGAAUCCCCCUUCGGUUUACGGAUCUCCGCGCGAUGAAGACACCGGCCGUCUCUCUAUGGGCCUCUCCCCGGCGGUGAAGGGGCUUUCUGUGAUGGAUGCCCCGCUCCCCGCUUCAUUCGAUAGCAACGGCAUCUCGCAUGCCGCUCGGUAUGGGCCGUGGCCAGCCUCUGUGCCCUCCAAGUUCGGCUUGGAGUCGCCCUCUCCAUCGCUCAGCGCUGCGCGUGAAGGCCGCACUUCCGAGACACUCAAGAUGCUCCACACUUCUGCAUUUGGCAGCAGUGACCAUCUUCCUCCUUCUGCCAUUGGCAUAGGUGAUGUUAAUGGGUUUGGUGGCAGCAGUCCUGCUCUUGGUUCUGCUACUCUAGGCUCUGGCCUGGGCAGUGACGACUUCUUUGGGAAGCGCUCACUGCACAGCAGCUCACUGCGGUAUGCCAAGCCGAGGCUGAUGAGCAGCAGUGUGCCCAAGAUCGACCGCGAUUGGGAGCCUGAGUUCAUGUUUGAGGAGGAUUAUGUCCCCGGAUCUCUUGCCAACGAGGUGCUUACCCCGGCUGAGAAGGCAAGGAGAGGCUCGAGCAGCAUGCGUAUCUUUGACACGCCUGAUCCCGUCAGUACCGGUGAAUCGCUGCCAAUUUCUAUGACUAAGUUUGGUAGUCCUCUGGGACAGAGUCCGAGUCGCUGGACCUCGCUUUUCCAGAAACAAAAGGAGGAGGAAAUGGAGCUCGGUGGCUCUCGCUCCCUGAAGCAUAUUGCUGCCUUCGGUCAUGUCGGCAGUCCUCUGCGCAAUUCUAGCCUCGCAACCGCUUUUACUGCUGAGGAGGACGAUGCUCGUGAUGCGGGCACUGACUCAGUUUCCGCAUUAACUCGUCAGCUGCGGGAGACUCACCUGGCUCCUGCCGGCUCCGGUAUUUCCAGCCCUCUUCCGAAUCCCAUCGGACCUCGCACUAUCAAAUCAAACGGCGCGACUACCCCCAACGUCGGAGUCAUCGGGGAGAAGGAACACGGUUUAGAGCGUCACAUCACCAGUCCGACUGUGACCCCGAGUGUGACGACCAAGUUCUCUAGCCAGAUCGACGAGGAGGAUUCUGUGUUCAGAAUGGAAGAGGAGGACGAAGCCCAGCUGCGGGCCAAGAAGAGCAGUACCAGCACUAAUCCUUCUGCUGCUGGCGCGACCAGCCCGCUCAGCAGCGGAUGGAGCUACGCCAGCGUGGUUGCUAACAGCAGCAGUGGCGCUCUGACUCAGUCUGCCUCUGCUGCCACUCCUGAGGCGACUUCUGAGACAAAGUAA
Messenger RNA from Thermochaetoides thermophila DSM 1495, 2061 nucleotides. Its product is annotated as zinc finger domain-containing protein. The transcript is spliced from 3 exons. NCBI's taxonomy places the organism in Eukaryota, Fungi, Ascomycota, Sordariomycetes, Sordariales, Chaetomiaceae. The record is from RefSeq and is a predicted model, not a curated record. Bases 1 to 2061 code for a protein of 686 amino acids.